UCACUUAUAACCUAUUAUUUAUCCCUUAAAACUUCUGGUUCACAAAGGACUGGGGAUUCUGGUGACAACCUAUGUGGAUGCCAUCAACAGUGGAGCAGUGCCUUGUCUGGAUGAUGCUGUGACAACUCUGGCCCAGCGUGAGAACUCAGUAGCUGUGCAGAAGGCAGCCGACCACUACAGUGAGCAGAUGGCCCAGCGACUGAGGCUUCCCACAGACACGCUCCAGGAGCUGCUGGAUGUGCAAGCAGCCUGUGCGAAGGAAGCCAUGGCUGUCUUCAUGGAGAAUUCCUUCAAGGAUGAAGAUCAGCAAUUCCUGAAGAAGCUGGUGGAAUUAAUAGGCGAGAAGACAGAGCUUUUCCUGUUGAAGAAUGAAGAGGCAUCUGAUAAAUACUGCCAGGAAGAACUGGAUCGACUGUCAAAGGAUUUCAUGGAAAAUAUCUCAACAUUUUCUGUUCCUGGGGGACACAGGCUCUACAUGGACAUGAGGGAGAAGAUUGAGCAUGAGUACUGGCAGGUUCCCAGGAAAGGGGUCAAGGCAAGUGAAGUCUUCCAGAGCUUUCUGCAGUCACAGGCCAUCAUCGAGAGUUCCAUCCUGCAGGCAGAUGCAGCCCUCACUGCUGGGGAGAAGGCCAUUGCAGAGGAGCGCGCCCAGAAGGAGGCAGCUGAGAAGGAGCAGGAGCUGCUAAGAAAGGAGCAGAAGGAGCAGCAGGAGUAUAUGGAGGCUCAAGAGAAAAGUCACAAGGAAAACCUAGAGCAACUGAGGAGAAAGCUGAUGCAGGAGAAAGAGCAGGUCAUCAAAGACCAUAAAGUGAUGUUGGAGAAGCUAAUGAAGGAUCAAAAGGCUUUCCUUGAGGAAGGAUUUAAGAAAAAAGCUGAAGAAAUGAACAAAGAGAUAAAGCAACUGAAAGAUUCCAUCAAGUAUAAGGAAGUAAUCAUUACUCUCAUUAAGGAAAUUAUCUUACCUGGACUUUCUACAUUUCUUUUUAGUUCCCUUUUAGGGCCUGCAAAGCCAUUAAGAUUGAGUCUUUCACGAUUGUGGAAACGAUAGACUGAAAUACACUUUGCUUCCUACAUGUCUACACAGACAAUGCUUGCCUUUAGAGGACACAUUUUUGAAAUCAGUCCUAUGGAAGCUAUGCAAUUAGUCAUUACAUGCUAUUAUUGUUGGCCAAUUUGAUUGCAUAUAGAAUUAGCUAGUAGAUAAAUUUUUCUGUACUCCUAUAAGGACCAUGUAGCCCAGGUUAGCUUGUGGGGGAUUGUCUCAGGUUAAUACGGUAGGGAACCCAUCCUAUGUGUGGACAGCACCAUUCCUGUGGACUGAAGACACAGAGAAAGAUGAAAACAAAUGGCCCUACCACUUGUGGCUUCCAAACUAUGGAUGCCAUACAACAAGCCAGCCUCGACUUCUCUCAGAAUGCAUUCUCCAGCCUUAACAGAAUGUGUCAUCAUGAUUCAUGGACCACAUCAAACCCUUUCUUCAGUUGGUUUUGUGAGGGUAUUUCAUCACAGCAAGAGGAAAAGUCAUUGAUAUCAUAAUGGUGAUAAUCAUGGAAACUACUUAAACAUCACUGUGUUAGAUUGGAAACAAAUUUUAAUAUAAGUUGAACUUGGAGUACUAUAUAGUCAAGAAUCAAAUGUCAGUCAAGCUGUCUGUAUAAUGAUCUGAAUUGAGCUAAAAUAUAUCUAAAAAAUAAAGUCAAAACACCAUA
Messenger RNA from Mus pahari (shrew mouse), 1709 nucleotides. Its product is annotated as guanylate-binding protein 4-like. Gene Ontology annotation, molecular function: GTPase activity; GTP binding. Bases 188 to 1048 code for a protein of 286 amino acids. NCBI's taxonomy places the organism in Eukaryota, Metazoa, Chordata, Mammalia, Rodentia, Muridae. The transcript has 5 exons. The record is from RefSeq and is a predicted model, not a curated record. Gene Ontology annotation, biological process: defense response to protozoan; defense response to Gram-positive bacterium.